Messenger RNA from Rhagoletis pomonella (apple maggot), 685 nucleotides. RefSeq lists its product as uncharacterized. The transcript has 2 exons. NCBI's taxonomy places the organism in Eukaryota, Metazoa, Arthropoda, Insecta, Diptera, Tephritidae. Bases 288 to 683 code for a protein of 131 amino acids. The record is from RefSeq and is a predicted model, not a curated record.
CUGUUGUGUUGUGUGAACGCUGUGUGUAUAUGCGUCGUUCUAUGUAUACGUUUUUGUACAAGCCACGUGUUUCCGUUUUAUAAGCGAAUUUAAUACACAUAUGUACCAUCACAUUGCACCCCGUUUGCUGGCAAAUUAUUAAAAUGAAAUUAUUUUAUUAAAACCCACUACAACUCGUGUUUAAAAAUUCUUCCGAAAGACUUAAAUUUACAAGUUGACUUGAAGUUGCUGAAUUGUGAUUUAGAAAAAAAAUUCAUUUGAAUUGAAUUUUGUUCUAUGACACGCAUAUGUGCAUAUACGAAUGUGUAGCUAAUAAAAGCUAUAGCAAAUCAUCAACAAUAACAUCAGCAGCAGCAGUAAAGAGAUUGUCAACAGAAGGCACAGCUGGAAGAAAUCAUCAACACCAACAAGAUAAGGAGCAGCACCAUUUAUGUUCUCAGCUCACGGUGGACGCUGUAGACGUGACGGAAAUUUCGACACAUGGCGACGUUGGAGUACUUCCGGAAGGAUUGGUGCUUGGUGAAGGAGGUGCACUUUCUAGCAUCUCAAUGCACUCUUAUUCUGAGAGUGCAACGGUCGGCGAAGAUUGGUGCAAUGGUGGGCAAAUAGUGAAUAUUGUAAAUUGUUUGUUGUACAAUAAAGUUAAUUGUACUACAAUUUGGUCAUCGUUAGCAUUUAUUUAACA